CUGUUUAUUUUACUAGUGAUAACACAGUAAACAGAUGUUCUUUGUAGGCUAAAAUGUUUGUUUGUUGUCAUGCAUAACAGAGCAGUUCUAUGACAUUAUAUUACAUAGGUUAUGUAUGUUACAUAGGUUAUGUAUGUUACAUAGGUUAUGAUGUAAUGCAGCUCCUGUUAGGUUUCAUAACACAAUGAUUGUGCAGUUAUACAACUAUUACACAGCUGAUAGAAACAUACCGAGUGUGUGUUUGUGUUCACUGGACAGAGGAGUUACAAGUGAGGAUGCAGUCUCAGGUGCGCAGGUCAGUCGCUGAUGCGCUGUGGGGCAUGUGUGCGGCGGACGCUAUGUCGAUGCCCGUUCACUGGUACUACAACACCCAUGACAUCAGAUCCGACUUCGGUGGCUGGAUCAGUGGAUUCAAUGCCCCGCGAGACCGACACCCAUCCAGCAUACUCACCCUGUCCAAUUCAGCUGGCAGCGGGCGCACGGGCUUGUCGUCUGGUGCCAGGGCUCCUGUGGUGGGUAAUGUGAUUCUACAUGAUAAGCUGAAGUUCUGGACGGCUCAGAGAGGAUCAGUACAUUACCAUCAAGGUCUGAAAGCGGGCGAGAACACCCUGAACACUCUAUGUGCUCUGCGGGUGGCGCGGGUUCUGAGCGCCGGUCGGUUUGUCAGUGUUACGGAUCCUGAAGCGAGAGCUGCUGUUCUGUCAGAUUACGUUCAGUUCAUGACGUGUCCCGGAACACACGACGACACGUAUGCAGAAUCCUUUCACAGAUCAUUCUUCUCGGAUUGGCAGGAAUUCAAACCCACCACACCGAAAGAGAUUCUGGAGUUUGCAGAGCGGCGCUCCCAACGCAUGAUGAACGUGUCAUUUCCUGACGGUCAACUGAACGCUAUUGGUUGUCUGCCUAUGACCAUCCCAUUUGUCCUGCUUUCUGCCUCAGCUAAUCAGGAGGAGUCAGUGUCUGCUGCAGUGACGUUUGUGAAAGUCACUCACCCUCAUCCGAAGCUGGAGCAGUUUGUGUCUCUGUAUGUGGGAGUGCUCCACGGCACACUGAACGGAGCGUGUCUGAAGCAGCAGGCGGAGAAUGCCCUGAAAUCACCCGUGCUGGACGCCUGGGACACAUGCCAACCCUUUAUACAGCGUGCAGAGAGGUUUCCAGCAUCAUCAGAAGAAAGACUGAAGGUUCAUCAGAGAGCCGUGGAGUCGCUCGGUCUCGCCUGUUACACACAAGGAGCUCUCAGCAGUCUGUUUUACUUGGCAUACAUCUUUCAUAAUGAUGUGGCGGGGGGGAUCCUGACCAACACUAACUGUGGAGGUGAGAACUGUAACAGAGGUGCUGCUUUAGGAGCUCUUCUGGGUGCCAGAGCGGCGUAUAUCAACUCGAGCAUGCCGCAGGAGUGGAGAGACACGCUGAUAAAUGCCCCGGGGCAAAUCUCUCACAUCCUGCAGGAUCUGCCCUAAAAAUGAUUCUGUCUGUUUGACUCUCAAACUCCUUUUACUUUGUGCUCUUUACUCUACACACACACACAUGCACAGGAAGUGAUGCCCACAGAUGUGGUUUCCAUCCUGCAGUGAACGAGACUUCCCCUCUGAACGCAUUAGAAACAGCGUCUUAUUCUCAACACGAGAGAAUGAUGAACACACACAUCUUCACUAGCAUGUGGCUGCACACUUGUGUUGUUAAUGUUACUUUCUGUUGUGAUUCAAAUAUCUCAAUCUACACUUUACACUUUAUUUUCAUAUAUUUCACAUAUAGUUGCUGAAAAUGGCAUUACUCCGCUUAAAGUGAGUUUGCUUAAACUUCUGUCAUGGUUCAUAUUUUGCACUAUUAAUGGAGUUUAUUGCAGUUCUUCUGUAAUAUCAAGCAGUUUCUAUUAUCGAGUGUCUUUUGCUCGUUAUUCACGUGAUUUCAUUCAGAUUCAUUUAGUGUUUGAGACUUUCAGGCACUGAUGUAUGCUUUUAUUCUUGUAAUCAUGUUUAUAUUUGACAUUGGUUAAAAAUAAAAGUGUAUGGCAGUGAGACGUGUUUAAUUUGAUGUAUAAACCGCACAUCUCUCUGUGGUGUUACAGUAGCACGUAAAGAGCUGCUCGUCUCUCGCUACGUUCUGAACUUCAAGAUUUUCGACUAGAUUUACAUUUCCUGGAGGAAACAGCAGCUGAUGUUCAAUGUUUUAGGUAAAAUUAUAGAAGAGUUUUAAAUUCAAAGAGACGUUAUAGAAAUACGGAUGCAUCGUGCAAUUGUUACUUCAUCACUGUUGUUACAUUCUGAAUAUUCUAUCAAGAUUGAUCUGUAAAUUGCACCAUUGAUUUACUAUAAAAUAAGCACAUUUAUGUGAUCUUCACUUAAUCCUGAGUGUCAAACAUCACAAUAUGUCAUGCAUUGGGGUCUCUGGUGACAUCUGCUGGAAUAUUCUGCAUUGUGGAUGUUUUAUAGUCUCACCCCUUCAUUUAUGUGUGUCUGAUUUAUUGAUUUAUAUUUGACUAAUUCAAUUAUGUCCCAUUCAUUUCCUAUGGCAGGUCACUUUUGACCCGUUUUAUUUUUUCUACGACCACUUGUAGACUUCUCGAAUCAAGUCCAGAUGUCUUGUGUUUUACAGCUAGUGGAGGAAACGUCACCAAGUCUUGUUCCAUGCGUAAAGGAUAACAUUUGA
Xyrauchen texanus (razorback sucker) is the source of this 2649-nucleotide messenger RNA. RefSeq lists its product as uncharacterized. The record is from RefSeq and is a predicted model, not a curated record. The coding region runs from base 276 to 1460 and encodes 394 amino acids. The transcript has 9 exons. Lineage: Eukaryota; Metazoa; Chordata; Actinopteri; Cypriniformes; Catostomidae.